CCCGAACAGCCCCCCAGUUCCCCAUCUACAGCUCCCACACUCUCCGUCAGUCAGAACAGCUUCCACCCAGAGCAACGUCUUAUCUGCAGCUACUUUUCCUGGGUUCAGACAGUUUGAACACGAUCAAGGAUAGAAGCAGAAAGCCGUUUGGGUUGUGCUGAUAUGGCAUCUCUGAAAACUGUGCUUUAUCUGGGAGUCUGUCUAUCUGCUUGGAUCAUCGCUACUGCAGAUAAGAACUUUGUGCCCAAAGCAGAGAAAGUACAAUGGGUAUCUUUGGACUUUAAAACCAUCCUCACCUGGACUACCAAAGCAUCGAACUACACAUACACUGUCCUGUACUCUGGGGACGACAGUGACUGGAAGGAGAGUCCUGACUGCAUCCGAGUGUCAGAGUCAGAAUGUGAUCUGACCAACUACCUCAUACCUUUCGACAGGACCUACACUGCUGACAUCCAAACAGAGGCUGAGACCAUGGACUAUGACCUGGAGGAGUUCCCUCACACUUAUUCCCCACACUUCAACCCCUAUAGAGAGAGUAACAUCAGUGCUGUGAAAUUCACUGUGGAGGCUGUAGAUGAGAGGAGAGUAAUUAUCAACAUCACAGAUCCUCUGACCAGUAUCCAUCGGCGUGGGAAGCAGCUCAGCAUCAGAGAUGUUCUCAAAAAUGACCUCAAGUAUAAGAUCAGCUACUACAAGUCUGGAAGUACAGGCAAGAGAGACAUCAUAUCUGACUCCAGUAUGGCAGAGGUGUCAGAGCUGGAUGCAGGACAGAGUUACUGCUUCAUGGUGGCAGCUUUCAUCCCCUCCAGACCCAAAAACACCCAGCAAGGAGCCUGGAGCAUACAGUGGUGUUCAAAUGGACACACCCUGAAAGAGUUGAGCCUUGGAGCGUGGGUUGGUGUAGUCUUCAUCCUACUCACAGUCCUCAUCAUCAUCGUUACGGUGACGGUCCUGUGCUGCAGAUGCUGCCGACAAAGAAACAAAACCCUCCAAACAUCUCAAUUAUCAGCACCUGUUUAGUGUGUGUGUGCGUGUGUGUUUUUCUCUCUGUUUGUUGGAGAACACUAUUUUAUAUUGCCAUGCUCUUUGUUUACAGUGUAAUGAGGUCAUUAUUUUUUUAUUUCAUAUUUUAAUUUACAUUAAAGGUGCAGCUUCAUCUGAUAACUUAAUAAGAAUUCUGCUUUUCAGGUAAUGCUUCCUGCAUUUUAAGCACCACCUGUGCGUUUCUGGCAUUUAUCCCAUGUGUUUGAAUGGCCUAUGUGGACCCACGCUCAUUAGUACAUCAAGAAUCGUGUACAGCUUUGUUUUAGAAUAUUAAACGGUAACAACAGCAGCAGUUUCAACUGAAAAAGUUUUGCCAGAAGCUAAUUAAGAUUAGAAAUGUGAUUUGUCUACCGGUUAGAUUGUAUGACUGCACACUAAAUGUAUAGCAUUCCCUCAAAACUUUUCCCCAAAUCUUACCUUAUCUACUUCUUUUAACCCAGUAUGUCAAUCCAGUUGCCCUCAGACUGUUUUUUCUAAACACAUUUUUUUAUAAUUCAUUUUCAGCUCAACUUUCCCUUUAAGUUCUGUCAGGACAAAAAAGUCCUUAAAGGACAAAAUACAAAUAACCACUACAAGUACAGUACAUGAAGCUAUUUAGUGGCAUCUAGUGGCUGCCCCAUGAAUGAUGAAUGAUGAUUCAUUAUUCUAUUAUUUCUUGUGUCACAAGAGUUGCUUUUGUCAAUCAAAAGGAAGGAAAAGCAAUAAAACACAAAAAAUGAAAA
Siniperca chuatsi (mandarin fish) is the source of this 1766-nucleotide messenger RNA. Its product is annotated as tissue factor-like. Gene Ontology annotation, biological process: blood coagulation. Gene Ontology annotation, cellular component: membrane. The record is from RefSeq and is a predicted model, not a curated record. The transcript has 7 exons. Bases 163 to 1020 code for a protein of 285 amino acids. Lineage: Eukaryota; Metazoa; Chordata; Actinopteri; Centrarchiformes; Sinipercidae. Gene Ontology annotation, molecular function: protein binding.